UGGUAUGCUGGCCACUGCCACAACCAACAUUAGCUAUAAAACUCAUUUGUAAUGACUUUUGGGAAUGGCAUGCAUUUGAAACUUAUUGUGUUUUGAUGAUACAAAAUGAUGGAUGCUAUCAAAUCACAAUCCAGUCCAGUAUGACCAAUGCUGCAAUUUUAUGUGUCAGUCAGUGUCCAGACCCAGUUUGUGGUAGAUGAAGUGAGCAACGUAAUCAAAGAAGCAGUAGAGAGCACCAUUGGUGGCAAUACAUACCAGCAAGCAAAAGUCAACCAGUGGGCAUCCAGCGUCGUGGAAUCCUGCCUUGGUGCCUUGACAAAGCUUCAGAAACCCUUCAAAUAUAUUGUGACCAGCGUUAUCAUGCAGAAGACUGGCGCCGGCCUGCACACGGCCAGCUCCUGCUACUGGGACAACAGCACCGACGGCAGCUGCACCGUCCGCUGGGAGAACAAGACCAUGUACUGCAUCGUCUCCGUGUUCGGAUUGGCCAUCUGAGCGGCGGCGGCACCGCCGACCCCUGCCCCCCCCCCCCCCCAGUCCAGUGCACGUUUGGACUACCCUUGCUCGCCUUCUUUCGUUAGCUCGCUAGUAACCCAGGCCACGGUGAGGCAUUCCAUGGGACUAACGGGUUGCUAGGUUUUACAAAGUGUUCUUAUCUAGUCGGGAGACAGCUGCUGCCGACUUGUCGUUAGGUUGUGUUUCCACAUGUCCAUGUAAAUACAUAGUUUAACUUAAA
Messenger RNA from Amphibalanus amphitrite, 736 nucleotides. RefSeq names its product dynein light chain Tctex-type 1-like. Gene Ontology annotation, cellular component: cytoplasm; cytoplasmic dynein complex. The record is from RefSeq and is a predicted model, not a curated record. Lineage: Eukaryota; Metazoa; Arthropoda; Thecostraca; Balanomorpha; Balanidae. The transcript is spliced from 3 exons. Gene Ontology annotation, molecular function: dynein intermediate chain binding. Gene Ontology annotation, biological process: microtubule-based movement. Bases 148 to 495 code for a protein of 115 amino acids.